GGGCCCCAGGAGUCUCGGGGUCAUGGGGCGGGAGUGGCUGCUGUGUGUGUUACUCGUCCUUGGAACGGCCCUCAUCCAGGCUCACGAGGGGCAGGAAGAUGAUAUGGUCGACAUCGAGGACGACCUUGAUGACGUCAUUGAGGAGGUGGAAGACUCAAGACCCAAACCAGAUGCCAGCUCUCCUCCCCCAUCUCCAAAGGUUACCUACAAAGCCCCAGUCCCGACGGGGGACGUGUACUUCGCAGACUCCUUCGACAGAGGGACCCUGUCGGGGUGGAUCUUAUCCAAAGCCAAGAAAGAUGACACCGAUGAUGAAAUUGCCAAAUACGAUGGGAAGUGGGAGGUGGACGAGAUGAAGGACACCAAGCUUCCAGGGGACAAAGGGCUGGUGCUCCUGUCGCGGGCCAAGCACCACGCCAUCUCCGCCCAGCUGAGCAAGCCCUUCGUGUUCGACGCCACGCCUCUCAUUGUUCAGUACGAGGUUAACUUCCAAAAUGGAAUAGAAUGUGGGGGUGCCUACGUGAAACUGCUUUCCAAAACACCAGAACUCAGCCUGGACCAGUUCCAUGACAAGACCCCUUACACGAUUAUGUUCGGGCCCGAUAAAUGUGGAGAGGACUAUAAACUGCACUUCAUCUUCCGCCACAAAAACCCCAAAACGGGCGUGUAUGAGGAAAAGCAUGCCAAGAGGCCCGAUGCAGAUCUGAAGACCUACUUCACGGACAAGAAGACGCACCUGUACACACUGGUCUUGAAUCCGGAUAACAGCUUCGAAAUAUUAGUCGACCAGUCUGUUGUGAACAGUGGAAAUCUACUAAAUGACAUGACCCCUGCUGUGAAUCCUUCACGUGAAAUUGAGGACCCAGAAGACCGGAAGCCUGAGGACUGGGAUGAAAGACCAAAAAUCCCAGACCCGGAUGCCGCCAAGCCCGAUGACUGGGAUGAGGAUGCCCCUGCUAAGAUUCCAGAUGAAGAGGCCACAAAGCCUGACGGCUGGCUGGACGGCGAGCCCGAGUACGUGCCCGACCCGGAUGCAGAGAGGCCAGACGAUUGGGACGAGGACAUGGAUGGCGAGUGGGAGGCUCCUCAGAUCGCCAACCCUAAGUGCGAGUCGGCCCCUGGCUGUGGAGUCUGGCAGCGACCUAUGAUCGACAACCCCAGUUACAAGGGCAAAUGGAAACCCCCCAUGAUUGACAACCCUAACUACCAGGGUAUCUGGAAACCCAGGAAAAUACCCAAUCCAGAUUUCUUUGAGGACCUGGAGCCUUUCAGAAUGACUCCUUUCAGUGCUAUCGGUUUGGAACUGUGGUCCAUGACCUCUGACAUCUUUUUUGACAACUUCAUCAUUUGCGGUGAUCGAAGAGUCGUUGACGACUGGGCCAACGAUGGAUGGGGCCUGAAGAAAGCUGCCGACGGGGCUGCCGAGCCAGGCGUGGUGGAGCAGAUGCUCGAGGCGGCUGAGGAGCGCCCGUGGCUCUGGGUGGUCUACAUUCUGACCGUCGCCCUGCCGGUGUUCCUUGUCAUCCUCUUCUGCUGUUCUGGAAAGAAACAGCCCAGUGCCGCAGAGUACAAGAAGACCGACGCUCCUCAGCCAGAUGCGAAGGAGGAAGAGGAGGAGAAGGAGGAGGAAAAGGACAAGGCGGACGAGGAGGAGGAAGGCGAAGAGAAGCUUGAAGAGAAACAGAAAAGUGAUGCUGAGGACGAUGGUGGCACUGCCAGUCAAGAGGAGGAAGACAGAAAACCUAAACCAGAGGAGGAUGAAAUUUUGAACAGAUCACCACGAAACAGAAAGCCACGAAGAGAGUGAAACAAUCUUAAGAACUUGAUCUGUGAUCUCCUCUCCCUCCCCUGCCCUGCAAGUGUGGUUCUAGAGAGGGCCUGGCACACUCUAGGCUGCAGCUCAGAAAACCUCAAGCCGUCACAUCACAGGUUCCAGCCGAACACUAGUCCCUGUAGUUUUAAACACCUAGCAGUACAUAACUGCAGUUGUGACAUAAAGGACCUUGUUUCUGUAGAAAAGAAAACAUUUAACAUAAUGGUUGUGAAAUGUAACAUUAA
This is a messenger RNA of Tupaia belangeri chinensis (Chinese tree shrew), 2058 nucleotides long. RefSeq names its product calnexin (gene CANX). Lineage: Eukaryota; Metazoa; Chordata; Mammalia; Scandentia; Tupaiidae. Gene Ontology annotation, cellular component: endoplasmic reticulum; endoplasmic reticulum membrane. Gene Ontology annotation, biological process: ERAD pathway; protein folding. The record is from RefSeq and is a predicted model, not a curated record. Bases 23 to 1807 code for a protein of 594 amino acids. Gene Ontology annotation, molecular function: calcium ion binding. The transcript is spliced from 16 exons.